AUGCCGCGGGACAACAAAACUCCUCUUAUCCAGAAAAUAGCAAAGCAAGCCUACGUCACCUUUAAAUGCUUAAAAUCUUCGGCCAACGGGGAGAAUAAGCUCGUUGCGGACCAACAUAAUGAACUAAUCUCCUUAAUGACCGCGGUCAGGGCUGCUGACCUGAAAAUUGCUCCCCGGAAAACCAAACGGAGCUCCGGGGCAGCGGGGCUCCACAACCCCCCGGUCACCUACAUGCACAUUUGCGAGACGGAGGUGUUCAGCAUGGGGGUGUUCCUUCUGAGGACCGGCGCCUCCAUACCGCUGCACGACCACCCGGGCAUGAACGGGAUGCUGAAGGUUCUCUACGGGAAGGUGAGCGUCCGCUGUUUUGACAAGCUGGAGGAUACCCUGACAGUCAGCACCGUCCCACCUGAUUUCGAGCCUGCGUUGGCUCCGUCCCAGAUGGCCUCCCAGUGGCGCUCCGUGCUCCGCUCCGUCGUCGAGUACUCGGAGAACAGCGGACCAUGCCUUCUUACUCCUCUGCGGGAUAACCUCCACCAGAUCGACACAGUGGAGGGGCCGGCUGCUUUCCUGGAUAUCCUGGCACCUCCGUACAAUCCAGAUGACGGGCGGGACUGUCACUAUUACAAAGUCCUGCAGACUGUGGCAGAGGGGGAAACGGAUGAAAAGAGCAACGAAGAGCAGCAGGGAGAGGAGAAGGAGAAAGAAGACGUGGCAUGGCUGCUAGAAAUCCCUCAGCCAGAGGACUUCUGGUGUGGUGGGGAACCCUACCCAGGCCCUGCGGUUUCUUUCUGAAUGAAACCUCUGAUCAGAGGAACUAUUCUGCCAUAUAUGACAAUGAUAAAAUAUUCAUAUCUUUCCAUCCACAAGGGGAGACAUAGUUUUUUCCCCUGUCGGUCAUUAUUACCUGGGACUCAAAGGGAUCUGUUGUUGCCUUGCUCAGGGAUGCUACAGCAGGGCAGAGGCUUAUAGAAACAGGGACUUCAACUCUGACACCCUACAGAGAAUAGGGACCAAUGAACUGCCUUCCACAAAUUGACAAUAAUCUCGUCAGUACUGAGAAAAGAGUUGACACAAGGAAUUUGCAUUCCUAAUAUGGUAUAUUUUCUUUGGACCAUUAUGUUGCCUUGUACACACAUGAAUGUCUUUAGCCAAAUGUUCUGUAAAUGGCGAGGUGUCAUUAGGAUCUCUAUCUUCACAUUGAGGACUUUCACAUUGUGACGUGUCUUAAUGCCAAAAUCUGGGGCUCAACACUGACCUGCCUUAUUUGCUCUACACAAAUAAGGCAGGUCAGUGCUGAGCCCCACAAUGGAAUGUAUACUUAUUAAGAGUGCCAUUUCUAUUGUAAACACUCAUUUCUAUUUCCAAAGUACACACACUACAUUAUAUAGUCUAGUCUAAUUGUAUUUUGUGUUUAACUUAUUCCAGAUUAGAUGGUUCUUAACAGCUCUGGUCAGUUAAGGGACACUAAGAUGAUGUUGAGCUACUUCUACAUAUUCUGGGAUGUAUUAUACGGUCAUUUCACCAACUUUAACUUGAUCCAGAGUGGUAUGGCCUAUAUAAUGCAUCAUAUUUAAGACUGACCAAAGUCUUCAAACCCAGUCCAAAAGAUAGUCUAUAAAAAAUAUUUUAAAAUGAUAGCUGUGUUAGAGAAUUUAAAAAUGUUAUAAAGCCAACACACUUUCUUUUUUCUUUACUACCUUUUACAUGUAUCUUUAAAAAUCUUAUAUCAUUCUAAUCUGUAUGUUACAUUACUUUAGCUUAUAUUUUUGCAGCUAAACAGCUCCUUUGGCCUAUGUUAGACACACAGGUCUAUGUACCAGUUUGACUCUAGCCGCAACUCGACACAAGGUUCUGGGGUCUUUUACGUUCCUGCGGUCGAAACAUGGCUAAUGAUUCCGUUACUGUGAUGUUGAAUGUAUGUGGGACAAUAAAAAAGAUGGGAAUAAUCAUGGAACAUGUA
Perca fluviatilis (European perch) is the source of this 1963-nucleotide messenger RNA. RefSeq names its product 2-aminoethanethiol (cysteamine) dioxygenase a (gene adoa). The record is from RefSeq and is a predicted model, not a curated record. Gene Ontology annotation, molecular function: oxidoreductase activity, acting on single donors with incorporation of molecular oxygen, incorporation of two atoms of oxygen. Lineage: Eukaryota; Metazoa; Chordata; Actinopteri; Perciformes; Percidae. The transcript is spliced from 2 exons. Gene Ontology annotation, cellular component: mitochondrion. The coding region runs from base 1 to 795 and encodes 264 amino acids.